Messenger RNA from Lipotes vexillifer (Yangtze River dolphin), 2058 nucleotides. It is a transcript of the gene VSNL1, whose product is annotated as visinin like 1. The transcript has 4 exons. Gene Ontology annotation, molecular function: calcium ion binding. Bases 407 to 982 code for a protein of 191 amino acids. Lineage: Eukaryota; Metazoa; Chordata; Mammalia; Artiodactyla; Lipotidae. The record is from RefSeq and is a predicted model, not a curated record.
GGCUGCUUUUGGUCACGGCGCCAGAUCUCUCCAAGCUGGGCUGCGGAGCCCGGAGGAGGAGGGAGGAGGGAGGGGGGAGGAGGAAGGAGGGGAAAGGGGAGGGGGUGCCUGGAGAGGCGGCGGCUCCAGCGCCUGCGCAUCCGGCUCCAGGGAACCCUAGGUUUUCUAUGGGAUUCCCAAACUGCAGCAGAGACUUACCGGAGCGGGCUGCAGCGACUGCUGGGCUUGCAAGGCGCGAUUCAAGAAGGAUUUAAGCAGUCUAGAGCUCCACAGAAAAAAAGAGCGUGAGAGAACCAUACACGGAGACGGCUUAACCGUUUAUCCGAAUUAAAUAUAUUUAUUUACAAGGAACUGUUGAGUUCUAUCAUUUUCGCUAAGUGACCGUGGGCAGCGCUAUAACAGCAGAAUGGGGAAACAGAAUAGCAAACUGGCCCCCGAAGUGAUGGAGGACCUGGUGAAGAGCACAGAGUUUAAUGAGCAUGAACUCAAGCAGUGGUACAAAGGAUUUCUCAAGGACUGUCCAAGCGGGAGGCUGAAUCUCGAGGAAUUUCAGCAGCUCUACGUGAAGUUCUUCCCAUAUGGAGACGCCUCCAAGUUCGCCCAGCACGCCUUCCGAACCUUCGACAAGAACGGGGAUGGCACCAUCGAUUUCCGAGAGUUCAUCUGCGCCCUGUCCAUCACCUCCAGGGGCAGCUUUGAGCAGAAGCUGAACUGGGCCUUCAACAUGUACGACCUGGAUGGUGACGGCAAGAUUACCCGCGUGGAGAUGCUGGAGAUCAUUGAGGCUAUCUACAAAAUGGUGGGCACCGUGAUCAUGAUGAAAAUGAAUGAGGAUGGCCUCACGCCUGAGCAGCGAGUAGACAAGAUUUUCAGCAAGAUGGAUAAGAACAAAGACGACCAGAUUACACUGGAUGAAUUCAAAGAAGCUGCAAAGAGCGACCCUUCCAUCGUAUUACUUCUGCAGUGCGACAUUCAGAAAUGAGCAGAGAUACAACACUAUGGACUUCACAAAAGUCUCAAUGUUCCGUUCAGUCUGCAGCUAUUGACACACACACACACACACACACACACACACACACACACACACAAAAAUGUUGCUUGGACUACCUAUAAAUGGACUUGCUUCUUGUGUUUGAAACACUUGUGUGCAUGAGAAUGUCAUUUGCUAAUGAAUUUUAAAAGCAUAUAUUAUAAAACAAACAACCUGCCACAAUGUGAUAUGUGUGAUAUCAUUUCAUUAAAAAAAAAAAAAAAAAACCUUCCUCCUCCAAAGCCUGGGCAGAAAUGUGCUGCAAAGAGUUGUAUGAUUUCUUGUUCAUGUUUUGCUAAUGCUCGUGUCUCCUUGAUUACAUAAUGUUAGUAGCACUGAAACCCUCACGGUAAUGUAACUGAAUUAUAAGCUGUGUCACCAUUCUCCUGUAAAAUAGUACUGGACACACAGAGGGGCCCUUGACUCCUCUGUGUGGUCCACACACAAGAGCUUGUAUUAUCAGUGAAUAUAAAUGUACGAAAUUUGCAUGCCUUUUAGGUUUGCCUUAAUUCUUACCUCAUUUGCAUCCUAUCAAUCUGGAAAGAGCUGUGUUGGAAUUAAUGCAGUAUAAAACUUAAAAACACUGCUAAAUGACUCAUUAAUUAAAUAUAUCUAUCUCUAUAUACAUAUACUCAAAGAUAUUAUUUAUUGAAAGUAAAAAAAAGAUGUAUGUGUAUUGAUUUUGCUUGAAUUUUCAAAGGCUUCCAAAGAGGUGGCAAUAGAUGUCCCAAAUAAAUUUAUAACAUUUGACUUUUUCCCUCAGUUCUUAUCUCAGGAUUUUAAAUUUGAAACAGAUGUUCAUAACUGUCAAGGGUCAACAGCAACAACUUACUAAAUUUACCUUUGAACACACAACUUGGGAAUUCAAAGACUUAGUGACAACCAAAGGGAAAAAAGCAACUUCCCAAUGCUUCAUCCUGGCCCUCAAAGGAGGGACAAUUAAUAUGGCGUGUAAAUUUUAAAUAAAACAUAAAACUUGCUCAUUCUCAAAAAAUGCUCACUAUAUGACAAUAAAUGUUUUCUCAGUG